Messenger RNA from Drosophila teissieri, 7026 nucleotides. RefSeq lists its product as uncharacterized. Lineage: Eukaryota; Metazoa; Arthropoda; Insecta; Diptera; Drosophilidae. The transcript is spliced from 14 exons. The coding region runs from base 693 to 6722 and encodes 2009 amino acids. The record is from RefSeq and is a predicted model, not a curated record.
UGAUGCUGCGCUCUUCUUCUUCCACCGCCGACAAUCACCCGUUGAAAUGCAGCGAUGUGGCAGCGCCGCCGGGCCAGGUGGCAAUUCUGCGCCGUGGUGUGCACACACUGGCCGCCACUGCUGGUCGGCUCUUCUUCUUGCCACUGCUGCAAUUAUAUAUCGCUGUUCCGUCGUCUCCGCCGAUCCAACUCCGCGCUAAAAAUCGCUUUAAAACCGCACACUCGCAGCUCAACGGCCCGCGAUUAAUCCGUAAAUAUUGCAAUUGCACGAUUGUUCAGCCCGAGCAAAAACAUAAAUUCCAAACACUAUUUUAAUCAGCUGAACAUGGAAAACCGUGAAUAAUGCCGCAAUUGCUCAGUUCAAAAUUUGAAAAUCCACCAGUGCUCUUAAUAGCUUCAAAAGCAAGUGAAGAAAUUUAGAAUAAAACGAGUGAUAGCCAACAAGAAACAGCGAGAAACGCCAAGGAAAGUCGAGAAAAGUCUAGAAAAGUGUAGAGAAGUCUAGAAAAGUGCCUGAAACCAAAUGUGUUUGUACCGAAGUUAAGUCCCUUCGAUCCGCCCAAAUCGGCUUUAAUUCCCCUCAAAUCCCCCCACUUCCGCCCAAUAAUUCAACGAGAAAAACGAGCACAUGAGUUGGAUUAAUCGGAGUCAACUGGAAUAGGCCGAAGCACCCGGAGCACAGCUGCGUAUACUAUGGAAAAGGCGAAGGCGUACAUCAAAAAUGAACUUCGCGGUGGCAGCCAGCAAUCCGAGCCAGCAACCACGCCGAACCCGCCCUCUCCGGCCUCGGCGCCUGGGACACUCCAAGCCACCAAGCAGCCCUAUCCGCCCAUGGAGCUGAUGCCCUCGCCGGGAGCAGCCGCCCAUCGGAACACCCGGACGCCGGGCGAGCAGUACCACUUUGGCUAUCAGCCGCAUCCCGCCCAGCAUUACCAUACGGGCGCCAAGUCGACGGGCAGAGCCUCGGCGCCGCCCGAUAACCAUCAUGUGGCCAUGACCAUAUGUUUUGUGUGCGGCGGACAUGGCAGCUUUGAGCCGCAGCCCCUGCGGAUUCGCCACAAUGCCGAGCGUCCUUCGGAGUCGUAUUUCCCAUUUCUGGAGCGCCAUGAACCGCCGAACGGCGUGGCUGGCGUGGCACCGGGCCAGGAGUACGUGUGGGCCUGCAUGCUCUGCUUUCGUUCCCUGAACGAGCAGUGGGAUGCCUACGAGCGGCAGAAGAAGCCACUGCUGCAGCGCAUCUACCACAUGAAGCGGGUGGACGGCAAGGGCUACAUAGGUGCCGAUGUGGCCACACAGAGCGAGUAUGCCGCUCAGGUGCUCGGUCUGAGUGCCGAGCAUCUCACCCAGAAUGGCCUGGUGGAGGGGCAUGGAGAUCCCUACGCCCUGGCACGCCACUAUUCGCCGCAGCAGCCGUCACACCACCACCACAAUCACAGUACCUCCAGGAAUGCCUCACCCUCGCCAAAUCCCAGUGCUGCCGGUGGUGGUGGUGCUGGUGCCGCUGGUGGUGCUGGUGGUGGUGGUGGGGAGUUCUAUCCCAGGAAUUCGACGCCGUCGAGCAACCACAACAGAUACCUGAGCAGGCCGCAAUCGCGGGACAUGCCCGUGGCCUCGCCCAUAUCGCGACCGCCCAGCGAACCGCCGGCCAUGAAAUCCGCCGGCUAUGCGCAGCAGAAGUUCAAGCUGAGCCCGGCCCCGCCCACUGGCUACCAAGGACAGGCGCCCUAUCAUCCCGCCCAGUACCAGCAGCUGCAGCAGCAGACGGCUGCCUAUCACUUGCUGCAGCAGCAGGUGAACGCCGCCGGCGGAGCAGCGGAGUCGGCCCACUACAAGGGCAAUCCCUAUGGUGCCUUGCCCUCACCUGGCAGCGGUCCACUGGGUCCACGUGCUCCGUCUGCGCUCGAAGAUGACAAUGCCACCGUGCUGGAUCUGCGCAACUCGUCCAAUUCCAGUGCUCCGCCAGCACCGCGGCAUGCUGGCAGCACUGCAUCCGUCGCCCAGCCAAGUCAGCCGCAGGCGGAGGUGGGCAUCCUGGACCUGUCCAUGCCGGACAAGAACUCCAUCACCGAGGUGUGCUACGUGUGCGGCGAUGAGCAGCGCCGUGGCAGCCUCAUCGAGCUGAGCACAGUGAAGCCCCGCGAAACGGGCAGACCCGGACCCUCCGUGCCCUACUUUCCCCUCUUCAACGAGCAGCAUCCGCGCCCAGCACGUUCGCGCCCCAAGGAUCCGCGCGGCAUGAUCCAGGCCUGUCUGCCCUGCUACGAGGACCUCAUGCAGCAGUGGCAUGUCCACCAGGCAUCUCACAAACCGGAGUCGGAGCGAUCCUAUCAGCUGCGAAAACGCUCCACGCCCGCGGCCGAAAGAACCACUUUCGUUUGCUACACCUGUGGCACGGACACGCCCUCCUCGCAACUGCGCCUCGUCUACUGCUGUCCAAAUGCCGAACGGGAGCCCUAUUAUCCAUUCAUCAAGACCAUGAAGGUGUACAAAAACGCUAGUCCAAUUAGCCCGCAAGGCAUGGUCCAGGUCUGCUCCGCCUGCAACGAGAAGCACUCCGGCUUGGCGGAAGGCGGUCCACCUCCAGCUACGUCCAGCACCCACUCCGCACUGGGUGCAGGUUCGCCCAGUGCUGGCCACUCGCUGGAAUCGAACUCGGCCAUGUACAGCACCAGUGGAGCGAUAACCGGCAAUAGUGGGGCUCAGUUCGGGGGUCGUAACUCGCCAUCCGAGAAAUCGCUGGCCAACUCGGACUCCAUGAGUAAUGUGCGAUUUAGGCCCUACGAGACGAACUCGAACAAUUCGAACUCAAACACGGCACGCGACCUCAAACAAAUUCGUCGCAGCGAUUCGCGUCCCAAUUCGCCGAGUUCCAGCCAAGGAGCCAUCGAAAAUGGACACGGCCAGUAUCCUUGCUCCAUUUGCAAAGUGCUGUGCCCCUCAAACAAAAUGGAUUGGCUGUCCACCAGUGCCGAGCACAUGAACUCCCACGCCAUGCACUUUCCCUGUCUCAAGGCCAACGCCGUCACCAACAACAACAAUAAUAAUAAUACCAAUAACAACAAUAAUAAUAAUAACAACAACAACGAACUUAACAGCAAUCGCGUGCUAGCCUGCAAGGACUGCAAGGAUUACUUGGCCAGCCAGUGGGAGACCAUGGAUGCAGAACGCGUUCCCCUGGAGCACAGAAGAUACAACAUUCCUUCCCCCAUGCUGACCUCCAGUUCACCAAACGGAUCUCGUCACGGCGCCAUGAGUAUCAACACUCCGCCCUCCACACCAUCCAUAUCCUCCUCGACGCCUGCCAGCACCUCCAUCUACUGCUAUCUCUGCGGGCUGCACUCGGACCUCACGCUAGCCAGAGUGCUCUAUGCCAGUAAAGAGGGUUCGCGUCCGUAUUUCCCACUGUUGCUCAAACACAAUUCACUUCCCAAUGCGGAGCAGUUAAGAAACAAUUCUGCGUUGGUUUGCACCUUUUGUUACCAUUCCAUGUUGAAUCAAUGGCGAAAGUAUGAGGCUCAAAGUCCCAGCGUGAACCCAGCGGAUCGUAAAUACAAUUGGCACGACUACAACUGUCACCUGUGCGGCAUUACGACUUACCGGAAAAGAGUCCGGGCGUUACCCGUCAACGAGUUUCCCUUUGUGAAGCACCAGAAGAGCGAUGACGGCCUGCUGCUGGAAAACGGGGAAUACGCGGUCGUCUGCCUAGAUUGCUACGAGAGCUUAAGACAACAAGCCUCGCAGCACGAUCGCUUCGGAGUGCCCAUAUCCAGGCGGGCCUACAACUGGGUGCCCCAACCGCCUCCGCCGGAGGACAGUCCCGAGUCCGCAGUGGCCCGCUUGCCCUGCGGCGAGCGCACCGAUCGCAUUCACAUCAACAAUGCCUUGAGGCCCGUGCCAGGAAAGAAGACCACAUCGCCCAAGCAGUACGACAAGUCAAAAGAAGUGCCACCAAAGGCUGGACAGAAGCGGCCAGCCACCAGCCCGGCACCGCACAUUCCCGUGCCGCACCACCUGCAAACACCUCCUGGCGGAGGCGGCGGCGGCUUGCCGGGAUCUUCGGUGGCCAACAGUCCGGUUCCAUCGUCCGCCGGCGGCAACCCCCUGCUGAACCACGCCCUGCCCAGCAAUCACAUUGGCACCCCGUCACCGCAGCAGCAUCAGCACCAGCAGCAUCAACAGCAGCAGCAGCAGCAACAACAUCAAGCUCAACAACAGGCCCAACAGCAGGCGGUGGCGGCUGCAGUGCAGCAGCAGCUGGCAGCCGGAGUGGGCUUGCCACCAGGAGCUAUCGGUGCCGCAUCGGCCAGUAGUCGGGGCUCCUUUGCCGCCGCCCUGCGAACGCUGGCCAAGCAAGCGGACAUCAAGGAGGAGGACGUCGGUGGAGACAGGAGUGUGCCAACUUCGGGAGCCGGUGGACCACCACCGUCGUCAGCUGGCCCAGGAGCGCUGAAUUCGGUGGCCGGCCGUGUGGGAUCCGAGCGACCUGGCGAGGAUCGAGUGUCCAGCAACAAGAAGCGUUCACCUCCAUCGCCUCAGCCGCCGGAGAAGAUCGCCCGUCUGAGUCACGCACCACAAACGGCAUCGCUGCAACCGGAACUCUUGGCCAGGAGCGGAUUCCAGCCGUACAGAUCGGACGAGCGACUGAUGCAUCCGGCGGGUGCCUUUCCGCUGGAGGCCUACUCCCACUUUGCCGGACUGCCGGGUAUUCCGCCAGCUUUUCUGAAUCCCGCUGGUCUACCGUAUACGGAGCAGCUCUACCUGGAGCACAGAUACCAACUGUUUCGUGCCGCCGGCGCACAUCCCUCACAUCCGCAUGCGGCCGCACUGUAUCCCCAAAUGGCCUCGCCGUACUCCCACCUAUACUCGAUGAUGCCCGGAGCAGCGUUGGGUAUCUCGCCAGCGAUGCACGACCGGAUGAAGCUGGAGGAGGAGCACCGGGCGCGACUGGCGAGGGAGGAGGAACGCGAACGAGAGAUUCAGCGCGAGAAAGAGCGUGAGCUGCGGGAGCAGCGCGAGAAGGAGCAGCGGGAAAAGGAGCAACGGGAGAAGGAGCAGCGCGAACGGGAGCAGCGUGAGAAGGAGCAGCGCGAGAAGGAGGCACGGGAACGGAAGCUGCGGGACGAGGAGCGAGAGCGCGAGCGGGAGCGACAGCAACUGUUGACUGCCUCGCACCAUUACUCGAACCAGUUGUACUCCCCACUGAACCGAAAUCUAUUGGGUUCCAUGAUUCCACAUCUCAAUAUGAGUUUACGAGGACCCCCAGGUGCACUUCAUGGCCUUCCCGGAAUGUCGCACUACCAUGCAGCGGCAGCGAAUGCCCAGCGGCAGAGUCCCCACGGAGCCAUGGGUCUUAAUCUUGGCAUGGCUGGGCUCCCAGGCGUUCCCCAACUGGGUGGUCACGGGCCCAAUCUGCAGCACCACCUGCAGCAGGCGGCCAUGGGAUUGGCUCAUCCGGGCGCUGCUGGCCUCACGCAUCCCGGCUUCUCAGCCGCUGCCCUUGGACUCGGCGCACAUCCGCACAGUCUGAACCUCAGCCAUCCGCAUAUGUCGCCCCACCAUCCCGCCUCGCUGGCCCACCAAUUGCCACCGCAUACCUCUUCAGCCGGCGGAGGAGGGCUGAGCAACUCCAUACCCGUCACAGCCAGCUCCAGUUUGUCUGCGUCCUCACCACACACCAGCCUAAACCUGACAUCAUCUGUGAAGCUUAGCGCUGAUCAGGUACCCACAUCGACGCCCAGCGGUGUUGUCAGCGGCAGUGGAAUGCCUCCCACUACCUCUAGUUCCCACAUUCCCAACAUGGGCCACUAUUACCACCACGGGCACUUGGCGGCCAUGCAUGCGGCUGCAGCGGCGGCCAGCGGAAUGACUCCCACAGCUGCUCACCAGCAACAGCCCCUGUCGCUGCCCAGCUCACCCAAAAUCACGCCACCGAUCACUCCAUCAUCCUCGGCCAACGGAGGCCGAGCGGGCGGCAGUCCGCAUGCAAUGAGGCAUCAUAUAGCUGCAGCUGUGGCGGCUGCAGCCCAACAAUCGGCGAUGAUAGACAAGGCAGCCACGCCGGUGACCCAUGAGCCCACCACCUUGGAUUUGACUGGGUCAAAUUCGAAUUCGAGCAACCAGGCGCCAUCUAACGCCAGCAGUGGCCAGCCGACAAACCACGAAGUAAAUGGCGCCGAAUCCAACGGAGCAUCGCAGACAGAAAGCAAGGAGCACUUGGCAAUCAAAGAGGAUGGCCACAAAAGCUCUCCGCCGCCGGUGGCGCUUGAAAAGAAACCAGCCACACCGAAUGCAGCCGCAGACAAACCCAUCCAUCCGGACAGCUCACCGGAAAACUCUUCCCGGCGCAGUGCCAGUCCACAGUCGGACGCAAACAACUCGCUGCCGGCGGUCAAUGCUGCCGCCGCAGCAUCAGGUAAAUGCAAAGAGGAGACCCCAAAGAUUCUAGACUCGGACACGACUGCCACCACCCAGAUAGACAUAGGGGAGGAGAAACAGCGGGUCAGGCUAUCGGUAUCGCCCACACCGACACCGACUCCUCCAAAGACCAUGGUCGCCUCACCAGACACAGUGUCUACCUCCGGCGGGGUGACCUCCACAACCAGUGGCACCACCCCGCCGCCGGUGGUCAGCAGCAGCACCAGCAGUGCCAGCAAAGUGCCGGCCCUGACCAGCGACGAGGUGUCCACCAGUGCCGCCACGUCCGCUGCCGAGCCCACCAGAUGAUGAAUGGUCCCCUGGCGGGAGUGGGUCGUUUAGCGAAGCGUAUGCUCGCUUAGAUUUAAGUUUUGAAAGUCGCAUCGGAUCGGAACUAGUUAACAUCUACCUUCAGUAACAUAAUACUAAGCGUAAAUUUAGUUGUUAGUCGAGCAUCUUAAUUUAUACAAGAAAUUGUAAUGUAUUGCCAGCGCCGCUUAGAUCCAAUUCUAAACGUUUUAAUCCUUAGUUAUUAUUAUUAUUAUUUCCCUAUUUAAAUGUGAAGCGUAUACUUUUAGAAAUGGCCUGAAUAAAUCAUUUUUGUUUACAAUUA